CAGCCACAAAUUCUGGAUCCACUAUAUUAUUCAUCUAUUUGACCAAAACGAAAUAUGAAUGUUGCUUAGCUAUGCUCCACUUUGAUGUUUUGAUGGGCAAGCAUAACCAGACAUGCCCAUCCACCACCCCAACAGCCAUAACCAUUCUAGCUACUUUCACAUGGUUUUGCCUCCCAUGAAUCCCUGCACAAUGAAAGCUACACUUAGGGUGGCUGCCUCUGGCUGUGAGUAUAUAACCAAACCCACUUCCAUUUCCAUCUAACCUAAACAAACACAGCCAUUUUAGUGUCCCAAGACCAUAUUCCCUUUUUCUUCAAUACCAAAUUCAUUGUUUGCUUGUUAGUUUGAGGAGACAACAUGAUCAGUACUAAGAACCUCAGCAGAGUAGCAAGGAAGUGGCAGAAGCUGGCCCCUUUGAGACAUAGAAGAAUCUCGUUGGGAGGCACCGAUGCAUGGAGCUGCAACACAUCACCAGUGGCUGAUAAGGGCCACUUUGUGGUGUACACUUCUGAUAGAAUACGCUUUGUAGUUCCCUUGGUUUAUCUUGACAAUGUUAUCUUCAGAGAGCUCUUUCAAAUGGCAGAAGAGGAGUUUGGGCUGCCAGGAAAUGGCCCUAUCAUACUGCCAUGUGAUGCAGUUUUCAUGGAGUAUGCAGUCUCUUUGAUUCAAAGACAUGUAGCUAAAGAUCUCGAGAAAGCAUUGCUCAUGUCCAUAGCUGCAGAUCGCUGCUCAUCAUCUUCAUAUUUCCAUCAAGAUCAAUCCAACCAACAGUUACUGAUUUGUGGCUUUUGAAGCAAAUCAUUCUUUGAUUUUGUAAACAUUCAGAACAGUUGUAGCUUAUACAUCUAAUGAAAAGUCCCUCAAGUUAUCCUAA
Molecule: messenger RNA, 874 nt
Organism: Vitis riparia (riverbank grape)
Lineage: Eukaryota; Viridiplantae; Streptophyta; Magnoliopsida; Vitales; Vitaceae
Product: auxin-responsive protein SAUR67-like
Exons: 1
Coding region: 358-792 (144 amino acids)
Biological process (GO): response to auxin
Source: RefSeq, a predicted model, not a curated record